GACUCGAGCACGGCCAAGAAGCGGUUCCGCGUCACGUGAGCCUUUGGGUCACGUGGCCACAACAGCGGCUAGGGCGGCUGCGCGGGAGGGAGAAGAGAGGCAGCCCGCCAGGAUCCAAGAUGGCGGUUUGCAUCGCCGUGAUCGCCAAGGAGAAUUAUCCGUUGUACAUUAAGAGCACCCCAACGGAAAAUGAACUCAAGUUCCACUACACCGUGCACACCUCCCUCGACGUUGUGGAUGAGAAGAUUUCAGCCAUGGGGAAGGCUCUUGUGGACCAGAGAGAGCUCUACCUGGGGUUGCUGUACCCAACGGAAGACUACAAAGUAUACGGCUACGUGACAAACUCCAAAGUCAAGUUUGUGAUGGUGGUGGAUUCCUCCAACACGGCUCUCCGAGACAAUGAAAUUCGGAGUAUGUUCCGAAAGCUGCAUAAUUCUUACACAGAUGUCAUCUGCAACCCAUUUUAUAACCCUGGGGACCAAAUCCAGUCCAGGGCUUUUGACAACAUGGUGACGUCCAUGAUGGUGCAGGUUUGUUGAAGCUCCGUCACCUUCUACAUACCCUCUUCUGCCCCAAAAGAUCCACCCUUGUACAGUAUUGUUUGGUGGUUGUGUGUUGUGUUCUGCUUUCUCAAGCCCUGCCAUGCAAUGUAAAAAUAAACUUAUUGAAAGCUGAA
This is a messenger RNA of Heteronotia binoei (common prickly gecko), 676 nucleotides long. It is a transcript of the gene TRAPPC2L, whose product is annotated as trafficking protein particle complex subunit 2L. Lineage: Eukaryota; Metazoa; Chordata; Lepidosauria; Squamata; Gekkonidae. The transcript is spliced from 5 exons. The record is from RefSeq and is a predicted model, not a curated record. The coding region runs from base 120 to 539 and encodes 139 amino acids. Gene Ontology annotation, cellular component: TRAPP complex; cytoplasm; nucleus. Gene Ontology annotation, biological process: endoplasmic reticulum to Golgi vesicle-mediated transport.